Diorhabda carinulata is the source of this 2118-nucleotide messenger RNA. Its product is annotated as pickpocket protein 28-like. Gene Ontology annotation, biological process: sodium ion transmembrane transport. Gene Ontology annotation, molecular function: ligand-gated sodium channel activity. Gene Ontology annotation, cellular component: membrane. Bases 348 to 1952 code for a protein of 534 amino acids. NCBI's taxonomy places the organism in Eukaryota, Metazoa, Arthropoda, Insecta, Coleoptera, Chrysomelidae. The transcript is spliced from 10 exons. The record is from RefSeq and is a predicted model, not a curated record.
AUUAUUAUGUGUUGGUGAAUGAUCAGUAGCUCGUUUUGAACUUAGUUAUCAGUCAUUGGUAUUGAAGCUUUUUGUAAUUUUGUUUUUUUGUUAUUAUAAACUACUGAUAAGAUUUUAAAAGACUUUAUAUGUGCAAAGUGUGAAUAUAGAAAGCAUCAAUCGUUGUUAAAAAAUAAUUCACUUGUCUACUACAAUGAAAUGCAAAUUGCCGCAGUUUUUUUUUCAGAAAAAUUAAACUUUCACAAAAAGACUGGACUAAAAACAAUAUCUUUGACAAAUUAUCACAAGCAUUUGAACGGACACACACACACGAUAGAAUGCAAAUAUAACAAUUAGUAACCCAGUUAAUGCUAAAAAUAUUUCUCCCGCUUCAAACGGAAUUGAAAGUUGCCAAAAUGAACAUGGGAAUGUCGAGAGGAUCUAGAAAUACAAAGAAUAAAAAGUGUACAUGUCAAAAUGGAUGUGAGAAAUACUUUGAUGAAUAUUGUGAUAGUACUAGUAUUCAUGGAUUUAAAUAUUUGGCGGAAAAACGUUCAUUAGGAGAACGAUUAUUAUGGUUGAUAGUGAUAACAUGUGCUUUGUGCUCAUGUGGUUACAUGAUUAGUAAAAUUUAUGCAAAAUAUAAUGAAAGUCCGAUCAUUGUUUCCUUUGCAACUAAGGAAUCUCCCAUCUAUACUAUUCCCUUUCCUGCUAUUACAAUUUGUCCUAUAACAAAAGCAAAAAAAAGUUUAUUUAAUUAUACCGACUUCUUGACGAGACCUCACAAUCGAACUGAACAAGAGAAACGAUAUGGCAAGUACAUGUCCUAUGUUUGUGGUUCUAAUAAACUGUUCAAAAAUGAAACAUAUUUCACGGAUGAUAUCUAUGAAGCAUUAGAUGAGAUUAAGAUCCCUGUUGAUCAAUUUAUGGAAAAUUGUUCAUUCAUGGAAUCUCCUGGUCAGUGCAGUUGGUUUUUUUCACCAAUAAUUCUAGAUCAAAGUAUUUGUUUUACCUUCAACAUGCUAGAGCGUCAACAUAUUUAUAGGAAUAACGUAGUUCAAUUUUAUGAUGAGUUUAUUGCCUACGAAACCAAUUGGACUGUUGAAAAAGGCUAUUCAGGCGGAAAUGGCAUCAUCCGACCUUUUCGAGCGUAUUUAGCUGGAGCUGAAAAUUCUCUUGAUGUUAUUCUUCACAACAGUUAUAGUGAUUUGGAUCACUUAUGUGCCAAACAUGUUCAAGGCUUUAGUGUAACCGUUCACGCCCCUUUUUCCAUUCCUCAAGUGAGACAACAGUACUUCACGGUGCCUUUUGAUACAGUUAUGAAUGCAGUGGUAUCUCCUGUGGUUAUGUCUACUUCGGCAAAAGUGAAACAAUACAGUCCUAAAGCGCGAGAAUGUUAUUUUUCCACAGAAAAACAUUUAAAAUAUUUUCAAAUUUAUGCUCCAAGAAAUUGUAAAUUGGAGUGUAUAACCAAUUUCACAUUAAAAUAUUGUGGAUGUGUCAGUUUUCAUAUGCCCAGGGAAAAUGGCACCCGAAUAUGUGGUAACGCUAAAUUAGGGUGUGUUAAAAAAGCAGAAUUGGCUCUUAAAGAGCAACAGCUUGAAAUUCAGAUAUUUCAAGAAGGAAUGGAUUUCUUUUGCGAUUGCAAACCACUUUGUACUGAUAUAACUUACCAAGUUGAACCAUCUCAAUCACCUUGGUAUCAUGAAACGAAGCCCACUACAACAAACAGUCCUUAUUUUAAUAGGACACAUUAUGCGAGGCUCAAUAUAUAUUUCAAACAAGAUUCAUUCUUAACUUCAGAAAGGAAUGAAUUGUAUGGCCCUACCGAUUUUCUGGCAAAUUUUGGAGGACUUUUGGGAUUAUUUACAGGAUUUUCUCUAUUGUCAGCAGCAGAAAUUGUGUAUUUCCUAUCAAUUAGGCUCUUUUGUAAUUUCCGGUUAUUUCGAAGAUGGACUGGUCCUGAAAACUGAAAGUUGCUUGAGGCAUUACAUUCCAGAAGACAAACUGGUAAGAUUGACUAUACCAGAAGCAAAUAAUACUUCACUACAGAUUUCACUACAAGUAAAUUUUUUUAUGUGGUUGUGAAUACAAAUGAAUGUUAAAUCUUCAAUAAAUCAAAUUAAAUGAAGAAAAAAA